AUGUCACGAAUGGAGCGGCCUACUAGUAUAGCACUUUUAGGGGCCACUGGGAAAACUGGGCGAGAAGUCCUACGCGGUUUGCUCAAGAGUACUAUCGCAGAACUAAACAUCUACGCACGGUCAUCCGAAAAAUUACUCAAGAUGUUUCCCACCCUUCGAUCUGACUCUAGGGUGAAUCUACAUAUCGGCAGUAUUCAUGACGAAGAACUAAUCAAGAGGUGUCUCUCCGACGCGCAAGUCAUCAUCUGCACCACAGGAUCCAAUGGGAUGAGCCCCAGCACCAUCAUUCAAGAUUCAGCUUCCGCCAUCUCCGCGGCCUUGCAAUCGCUCAAGCGGUCGGCCAACUCGUGGCAACCACCUCGAGUUCUUCUCUUAUCUUCAUCAACAAAAAAUGAGCGCCUUGCCGCGGCCCGUCCACGGUUUGUGCAUUGGAUGAUCACAACGGCAUUCCGGAUGGGUUACGUUGAUCUCGACGCCGCUCAGGCUAUUCUGUCCCAGGAUCCAUCUCUCCUGUCACUCCUGUCGGUGCAGCCCAAUGUUCUCGUUGAAGAACCCGGGUCUGGUUUCGAGUUUUCGUCGGAUUCUGUCAAACUAGGUUGCUCGUACGAAGACCUCGGCGCGUCUUUCGUACAGUUGGCCUUGAAUACAGAGUACAAGGAGCUGUCCAGGAUCGGUGUCUCGAGCAAAGAAGGAGAUAGGGGCAUCGUCUAUGCUCCCAUCAUACUCUUCCGGAUAUCUCGAGGCUUCUUUGUCAAUUACUUUCCGCUGGGCGUACAUUUGAACCGGCUUUUCGAGCGAGCCAUGCCGCAAUUUGCGUAG
This is a messenger RNA of Thyridium curvatum, 819 nucleotides long. RefSeq lists its product as uncharacterized. NCBI's taxonomy places the organism in Eukaryota, Fungi, Ascomycota, Sordariomycetes, Thyridiales, Thyridiaceae. The transcript has a single exon. The record is from RefSeq and is a predicted model, not a curated record. The coding region runs from base 1 to 819 and encodes 272 amino acids.